This is a messenger RNA of Fusarium graminearum PH-1, 1341 nucleotides long. Its product is annotated as palmitoyltransferase PFA5. Gene Ontology annotation, molecular function: protein-cysteine S-palmitoyltransferase activity. NCBI's taxonomy places the organism in Eukaryota, Fungi, Ascomycota, Sordariomycetes, Hypocreales, Nectriaceae. The record is from RefSeq and is a predicted model, not a curated record. The transcript is spliced from 3 exons. Gene Ontology annotation, cellular component: endoplasmic reticulum; Golgi apparatus. The coding region runs from base 1 to 1341 and encodes 446 amino acids. Gene Ontology annotation, biological process: peptidyl-L-cysteine S-palmitoylation; protein targeting to membrane.
AUGACCGUCGACGUAUUAGUGGCCCGCUCGGACGAGCUGGACUUGGCAAGUAAUACUUCCGACACAACCAUCAAUGCGACAGUAGUAAAAGAUGAGACCAUUAUUACUCGACCACCACCAACACUGACGCGCUCCUGGUCCUUACCCAACGCUUCCACAAGGAGGACUGAUAACCCCGCGCCACCGGUACUAACACGCGCCUCAUCUUUGCCUGUCAAACUUGUAGAACCAGCUACAGACAUCGACUCUGACAGCUCGUCUGUCUGGACUUGGGCUUGGAGCGAUGAGAUGCAAGGACCGGCCACCAGCAAGCGCUGUGGCACGCGAUGGAUUGCGCGUUUGCUUCCCUUUUUUAUGCUGAUGCUUGUUGGCUAUGCAACAUAUGAUGUUGUGGUUUAUUGCUGCGUCGAGUACUUUAUUCAAGAGAUUAGAAAGACAGCAACCGCCAUCGUCCUCAUUGUCUUCUAUACCAUUUUCUUCAUCCUCAUGGUUGCCGCCUACAUCCGAUGCUACGUAACCAUUCAAUUCAACACUGGCUUUGUGCCCUGGACUGCUGCGAGGGAAGCUGCCGAAUCAGAACGAAACGAGCGAUCAACAAACGGCGGCGACGUCGAAUCACUACAAUGGAGUCCUGCGGAUACGAACCCUGAUAGCCCUGGACUCGAGGCCUUCUACAGCAAGGAUGUAUUCAUAUGUGAGAGUGAUGGGCUGCCCAAAUGGUGUUCCGAGUGUAGGAGUUGGAAACCUGACCGGGCCCAUCAUUCGAGCGAGUACGGCCGAUGUGUCUACAAAAUGGACCACGUAUGCCCUUGGAUGGGAGGCAUCAUCUCGGAAACCUCCUUGCGGUUUGUCUUUCAGAAUAUCACCAAUGUCGACCUGUUCAGGAAGAACCAAACGUUUCGAUUGGCGGUCCGAGUUCCCACCGGUACACGAUCAACAGAUCAAUUCACUACAAUUACCUACCCACUUUCCCCCCCUGGGGACGACUCCAGGGCUCCGGGAACAGCACACUCCAAUGGUGUGGAUCAAUCUGAUGGCGCUGGCUCUAUUGCAACAAAUAGAAUGGCGGCUAGGGACCAACGAGCCAAACGUACAUUCGCCAUUCUACAGACGCAAUCUGGCGAGAACCCUUGGCACGUUGGAUAUCGAAACAACUUCAAGAGUGUCAUGGGAGAAACCAUUUUUGAGUGGUUUCUGCCUCUGCGACAUUCCCCAUGCACCCGUCACGAUAGCAUGGUAAGCGACUACGAGUUUGGGCCUCUGGUGGAGGAACUGAAGAGGCGGUACGGACUUGCUGAGGAGGACGCCGAGAAGGGUGCGAAUGAGACGACGUCGAGUUAG